CUCUCACUGCCCUGCAGGCACUCUCAGGACGGGAUGCGCGCUUCCUCCUCCUCCUCUUCCUCCCACAUUCUUUUUUUUUUUUUUUUACUCGAACAUGCUUCUCUUCUUCUUCCAGGGACUUUUCCACGGUCGGACUAGCGAGGACGUGCUCGGUCUUCUCCCCGCCGCUAUGACACGGCAGUGAGCGCACCGGACAGGAUGCCCGCCAGCGGCUCCGACUCCCUCAAAGCGUCCGCUUUCAUUCCCGUGUGCACGGCCGCCUUCCUGCUGGUGGCGGCCACGUCACUCUUCUUCGUCUUCACAUGUCCCUGGCUGGCCGUGACCAUCUGUCCCGCUGUGCCACCAUGCUGUGCCGUCCUUUUCCUUUUCGUGCUGGCCAACUUCACCAUGGCAACCUUCAUGGACGCCGGCGUUCUCCCCACAGCGGACGAGGACGAGGACAAGGACGACGAAUUCCGCGCCCCGCUGUACAAGAACGUGGACGUGAGGGGCGUCCAAGUGCGCAUGAAGUGGUGCGCUUCCUGUCACUUCUACAGACCGCCGCGCUGCUCGCACUGCAGUGUGUGCGAUCGCUGCGUGGAGGACUUUGACCACCACUGUCCUUGGGUCAACAACUGCAUCGGGAGGAGGAACUACCGCUACUUCUUCUUCUUCCUGCUGUCCCUCACCGGUCACAUGGUCUGCGUCUUCAGCUUGGGCCUCCUCUACGUCCUGCAUCACGCGGACGACCUGUGGAAGCUGCACUGCGCCGUCACUUUGGCGGUGGUCAGUAUCUCGGGGCUCUUUCUCCUCCCCGUCCUCGGCCUGGCGGGAUUCCACCUUUUCCUCGUGUCCAGGGGCCGCACCACCAAUGAACAAGUAACUGGGAAGUUUCAGGGUGGCGUGAACCCGUUUACACGCGGUUGUUGCAACAAUCUGGAGUAUUUGAUCUGCAGUCCCUUCUCGCCGAGGUACACAGCCAGACCUCGCAGGAAGUCAGUGAUCCACAUCCAGCCGCCCUUCCUGAGACCUGAGAUUGACAGGCAGGCGUCAGUCAAAGUCACGGACAACGGCAAUCACAGCCAGGACCUUCAAAACCGACGUUCCUCUGCUGGAGCCGUGGAGCUGUCGGACGUGAAACAGCAGAAAAGUCCGCCUCCGCUGCCACCGAAACCUGAACACGGGCUGCUGAAAAGCCACCUGGUAUCCAUGGAAGAGAUGGGACAUCACACCAAGUCCAUCAUCCCUGUGUCCAUCCCCACCGUCCCACAGCUGCGUCCUGUCCUGGAGGCCAUAUCCAGAGGAUCAUCACCCAUUCCUCCAGAGCAGCUGCUGAAGGCCUCAGAGCAGCAAGUGGGCAACAAAAGUCCGGAGCGGAACGGAAGCCCCCUGAGAGGAGUCCUGCCCCUCCUGAAGGCCACCAGCACCAUCUCAGGCUCGGUGCAGUUCAGCUCCAUGACCCUCAACUCACGCUCGCUCAAACACGGCGGCCGUCACCCCGGCUGCAAGUCCCAGCUGCCCGCCCUCCACACGGACGGCCCCGCCUCCUCCGGCGUGCUGGCCAACCACAGCAGUUACGACAACCUGACAGACCCCCAGUGCGGGGCCCAGAGGUCCCACCCCGCAGUCAGCUUCUUCAUGAGCUUGGGUCCCGACGGCGGCGUGGUGCAGAGACCCCCCCCUCUGGCCUACACGCCCCAGGUCUACAGCCCCGUCUUCGUGGGGGUCGCCCGACACUCGCCUCAGCCCAGAGACACCUCCCCUUCCCUGCAGGGUCUCGCCUCCAGGGACCCGUCGCCGUCCUUCCCGGUCGGCUACAUCCAAAGAGAGCCUCCCUUCGCGGGGUCGGCUCUGGCAAUGCGAGACAUGAAGACCCACAGCCUGAGCUCCACGCCCCAGAAGUCCACCGCCUCACUUUACGACUCCCUCUCCAAAAGCCUCAUCUCCUCCAUCCACGAGCGGCGGGAGAUGGAGGACCGGGAGCGGAUGCUGCGCCUGCACGCCAGGUCCCAGGCCCUCUUCGGCCCCGACGCGUCCGUCUACGACAUCCCCUGCAGGAGGAGCCUCCCGCCGGACAGCGCCCGGCCCCAGGGCGCCCGGGGGCCCACCCCUCCCGCUUACGGCUCCAGGGAGUUCCUCAUGAGCACGGGGGUCCUGGGUUACGGCCUGAGGACGUCGCCUCUCUCCAGCUCGUCCACGUCGUCUCUGAGCCGCGGCCCAAAUAGAACGCAGAGCGGCGGCGGCAGCAGCUGCAGCCUCCAGGGUAAGGCGCCCUCGUCCUCGCCGGGCUACGGUCCUCCUGAACGACAACCGUCAACGUGCACGCUGGCUCGUUUACCUUCUUCCAGCACCUCCGGCGCCGCCCCUCCAUACGCUUCCUACGGCACUGCCAAGAGACCCUCCCUCGCUGAGGGGAAGGACGAGGUCAGCCUGGGAGCCUUGAAGUGACACUCAACCAAUCAUCUUGCACAGGACUGAAAUAUAUCACAAUAUCUCACUUUCACAGUUUUUUGUUUUUUAAAAACCUGUUUUGUUAUUGCUUUUGUGAAACAGCACCACUGUGGUCUCCUAAUGAAAUGUAUUUACUAGUAUUGUGUUUAUAUAUGAA
This is a messenger RNA of Nerophis ophidion (straightnose pipefish), 2587 nucleotides long. RefSeq names its product zinc finger DHHC-type palmitoyltransferase 8a (gene zdhhc8a). Gene Ontology annotation, biological process: protein palmitoylation. The record is from RefSeq and is a predicted model, not a curated record. Gene Ontology annotation, molecular function: palmitoyltransferase activity. NCBI's taxonomy places the organism in Eukaryota, Metazoa, Chordata, Actinopteri, Syngnathiformes, Syngnathidae. The transcript is spliced from 10 exons. Bases 199 to 2427 code for a protein of 742 amino acids.